Xiphias gladius (swordfish) is the source of this 1386-nucleotide messenger RNA. RefSeq names its product mitochondrial ribosomal protein S27 (gene mrps27). Lineage: Eukaryota; Metazoa; Chordata; Actinopteri; Istiophoriformes; Xiphiidae. The record is from RefSeq and is a predicted model, not a curated record. The coding region runs from base 61 to 1308 and encodes 415 amino acids. Gene Ontology annotation, molecular function: protein binding. The transcript is spliced from 11 exons. Gene Ontology annotation, cellular component: mitochondrion.
GGAACGUCAGAAAGAUCCCUUACUCCCCCCGGCCCGGCAAGGAAAUGGUAUCUUCCAAAGAUGGCAUCCUCCGUGUUGAAGCGAUGUGUGACUGCAGCUGUCAAAGUUAAACGUUUAUCUCCGUCUCUUUCAGCUAGAAGAUGGUUGCUCUCAGCAGCUUACGCCGACACCAAAGUGUGGGAGGCGAGAGAGAAAGAUCCUCACAACCUGGCUGAACUGGCUGCCACCAUGGACAGGACAUAUGACAGGAAUCUCCCAGUUAGCUCUCUGACUGUGUCGCGGUUUGUUGACAACAUAUCAUCUCGGGAGGAAAUUGAUCAAGCAGAGUACUACCUUUACAAGUUUCGUCACAGUCCAAACUGUUGGUACCUGCGAGACUGGACCGUUCACAGCUGGAUCAGACAGUGUCUAAAGUACGGGGCCAGGGAAAAGGCCCUGUACACGCUUAAAAACAAGGUCCAGUAUGGAAUAUUCCCAGAUGACUUCACCUUCAACCUGCUCAUAGAUCAUUACAUUAAGGAUGGAGACUUUAAAAGUGCGUGCUCUGUCGUUGAAGAGGUGAUGCUUCAGGAGGCCUUCGACCUUCCCUCCACACAGAUCUUGUCUCUGUACGUUCUGGGCAGUUACCUAGCAACCAGACCACAACUCACUGUGCCAGAGGAGCGGGCUUUGGGGGCAUCGCUGCUCAUCUGUGGACUGAGGCAUGACAGCACCGUUGGCCUCAGCGCUCAGCUACUAGGCAAUGCUCUCCUAGGCAAGGUGGAGAUUUUAAAGGGCAUACAUGCCGUGUUCAGAGGGAUGCCUCUUUACUGGGCUCGUGGAUAUAUGGGCCGAGCGUUGGCUGUCAUGGAGAGAGUGGCUGCUGCUUCUGGUGACAUCAAGCUAUCCAAAGACACACUGGACUACAUGAAUGACUUGCUGCAGGAACUUUCUUCCGCCUCAGACUCUGACUCUUCUGGAGAGGAGUCAGGAGGAGAGGAGGACAAGAAAGAAGACACCGUAGAUGAAGAUGAUCAGGCCGAGCAGGCUAAGUUACCUCAGUAUGCCAGCAGAUUCAAGGAAUUGAGCAGCCAGCUGGAGUCUCUGGGUAAAGUGGAUUCUACCUCCAUCCAGGAUUUAGUGACCGCUCUGGCCCAGCAGAACCUAGCUGCUGCGGAGAAACUGGACCUGGAGAAGUACGAGAGCCGUGUGCAGGCCUGGGAGGCUGAAAAGAGGCAGCUGAUCCAGAGAGAGACAGAGAUGAGGGAGAAGGCCAAGCAGGAGAAAGAGGAGAGGUUAGCUGCCAAGGCUGCAGCUCUGCAGGCGUAAAGACACUUAGGAUGUGGCUGAAUCAAGAUCACUGAACUGUCCUUUGAGUAUGUACAUUAAAAUUGUGUAUACUUAGGA